Molecule: messenger RNA, 3509 nt
Organism: Pundamilia nyererei
Lineage: Eukaryota; Metazoa; Chordata; Actinopteri; Cichliformes; Cichlidae
Gene: enah
Product: ENAH actin regulator
Exons: 15
Coding region: 390-2036 (548 amino acids)
Biological process (GO): axon guidance; actin polymerization or depolymerization; actin polymerization-dependent cell motility
Molecular function (GO): profilin binding; SH3 domain binding
Source: RefSeq, a predicted model, not a curated record
GCGGCAGCAGACCGGUAUCCGAGCGGCACAGCGCCGCAUCACAUAGAGCUGAGUGCGUCAGAAACAGCCGAGAAACGCUGCGAUUCUCCGCUUUAGUUCCCAGUGAUUCAGUGCCAGCAGCGGAGUGGCGAUGCUCUAGAACAUGUAGGAGUCGACUGUUUCUUUUUAAGCCACCAUUUUCUUUUUUUAUUUUCCUUUUUUGUACUUUUAUCGGAUAGCCCGCAAACUGUGAAACAUCUUGUCACGCCGUCGUCGGGAGUCCCCAUUCAUCUGAGGUCGCUUGUAUCGUUGAACCGAGCAGCGAACUUUGGUGAAAACUACACAGCAACUCAGCCGUCGUCGUUAUUCGAAAGACUCUGUGACAUAUUUGGCCUGACACCACUUUCACCAUGAGUGAACAGAGCAUCUGCCAGGCGCGAGCUGCUGUCAUGGUGUAUGACGAUGCCAAUAAGAAGUGGGUCCCAGCCGGUGGCUCUACAGGCUUCAGCAGAGUCCACAUUUACCACCACACGGGCAACAACGCCUUCCGUGUAGUGGGACGCAAGAUCCAAGAUCAUCAGGUGGUGAUAAACUGUGCCAUUCCCAAGGGGCUGAAGUACAACCAGGCCACACAGACCUUCCACCAGUGGCGUGAUGCCCGACAAGUCUACGGCCUCAACUUUGGUAGCAAGGAGGAUGCAAACGUAUUUGCCAGUGCCAUGAUGCAUGCACUGGAGGUGCUUAAUUCGCAGGACACAGGUCCUACGUUGCCCAGACAGGGCCCCCAGGUUCAGAAUGGUCCCACACCAGAGGAGAUGGACCUGCAGAGGAGGCAGCUUCAGGAGGCACAGAAACAGAAGGAGAUGGAGAGGGAGCGCCAGGAGCGAGAACGUCAGGAGAGAGAGCGUCAGGAGCUGGAGCGCCAAGAGAGGGAGCGCCUGGAGCGAGAGAUGCUGGAGCGUCAGGAGCGCGAACGUCAGGAACGGGAGCAUCAGGAGAGGGAGGCGCAGGCAGAGAAAGAGCGACUUGAGCGGGAGCGCCAGGAGCAGCAGGAGCGUGCCGAGCGUGAACUGAUGGAGAGGGAGAAGGUGGAGAGAGAGCGGCUGGAGAAGGAGCAGCAGGAGCAGUUGGAUAGAGAGCAGCAGGACUGGGAGAGAGGGAGACGCAUCUCCAACGCUGACGUGGGACAGACUCCAGGGCUGACCACCCCCACCCCUCCCCCACCUCCACCCCUGCCACCCGGCUCCACUGUGACCUCUGCGGCUGCUACCCCGGCCGUCACCCCCACCACCCCCGGAGGCCACCCUCCACCCCCGCCACCUCCUCCACUCCCUCCGACACUGACUCCAGGCGGGACGCCACCUCCUCCGCCGGGUCCCCCUCCCCCUCCCGGUGCUCCACCACCACCCCCAGCACCACCUCUUCCCACCGGACUGUUCUCUCCUGCAGAGGACCGCCCUCUCUCAGGCCUGGCUGCUGCCCUCGCUGGAGCCAAGCUGCGCAAAGUGCCAAGGAGUGAUGAUGCAGGGGCAGCUCUGGCAGCAGCCAUGAUGGGGGCCACAGGGGCUAAAUCAGAGACAAGAGGUAACGGGCCACUUCCUGGAGGAGGGGGGCUUAUGGAGGAGAUGAGCGCCCUAUUGGCCAGGAGGAGAAGAAUUGCGGAGAAGGGCUCGUCACCUGAACCUGACCAGAGAUCAGAGGAGGGUGAGAUAAAUACGACCCCUAAAGUGUCAGCUUGUAGCACACCAGACAUGCCCAGGAAGCCAUGGGAAAGAACAAACACCAUGAAUGGUAGCAAAUCUCCAGUUAUUGGAAGACGAGAGUCUCCGUGGAGGAAUCCCAUGGGAGCAGAUUCCUCCAACAGACCUAAAUCCACUCCUACACCUACUGCAUCCUUAAGUGCCAAUGGUGUGCCAACAGAAGCUGUUGACUAUGAUAGAUUGAAACAGGACAUUCUUGAUGAGAUGAGGAAGGAGCUGUCAAAACUAAAAGAAGAGCUCAUUGAUGAUUCACCGAAAGUUGGGUAUUUUAACAUGGGGAAACUGACUCACCCUUGAAGCCAGCCUUGACAAUCCGGGAGGAGCUGGGUAGGUCCAGCACAGCAUAGAGGAAUCUGACUUCCCCGUUCAGAAACACCCACAAGAACCGACAGACAACCCCGGUCAACUUAAAGACAUGACAAUAUAACAAUGGAAAACAACAAAAAACGGUGGCGAUUACGACAAAAAUCAUUUUACCACACAGAGAGGACAUUAUCUGGUGCGGAGCAGUGUCAGACAGGCUGGUGGUGGUAGGAGAUUUGUAGCCUUUGAUAGCUGUGACUCACAGAAUCCAUUCUGCAAAGCCUCGUAUUCCCACUGCCCCAUCUCACAACCCCCUCUCUCCCCUCGCCUUCCUGCUGAGGGCAUCCUGGAAGACAGAGGAGCGAAAGUCUUUAUGCAAAGAUGGCUCCUCUCUGUUUGUCCUCCUAUAAGAAGAAAAUAAAUCCAAUAGUGAACUCUUCUGUGAUACUGCAUUAACCACAAGUUGCUCACUGUCAAAAGUUUUAUCAAGAGUGUGCAGAGAGCCGAAGGAUGGAAACUUAAAAACUUUUCUCCCAUAAUGCCAUAGGGGUAGCGUGUGUUUGCGUAUGAAGGACUGACAGUCUCUGGUGGAGGCUAACACUGCAGGACACUGUAAAGCUCGUCUUCCUCAAAUACUAUUUUAACCUGAACAUAUACAAAAGAGAGAAAAAGUUAGACAAAACAAAUAAAAUCUCUCCACCAACGUCUGUUUCAGUGUGGAUCUACGGCCAUAUGAGUAGCUCAAUAAUCCAGUCUUUAUACAGGAUGCUCCCUGGCCCGUCUCUUCAUCUGUGAAGUCAUCAUCAGAGGCACCGUUUCCCUCCCAAAGCGAGCGUUUUUGUCAUUUUUCUGUCGUCGAGCGGCAGGUGGAUGAGACACUGAGGGGUGUAGCUGCCUGUAGCUCUCUACCAAACAUUACCUGUUGAACAGAAGUGCUGAUUCACCUGCCAUGCGCCUCGACCAGACGUAUAGAUAGGUGUUCCCCUUCCCUUGAUUUAACGAGUCUCUAUCAUCCAUCCUUCUCAGUCUGUUGUGGGGGUUUUUUUGUUUUAGCAUGUUUGUUUUCUUAGUACGGCGAAGGUCACAGGUCUGCCACGAAUUUGCAUUACCCGUCACAAGUUUUAAUACAAGCAAUAAGUGUAGCAUCUAUUUUUACAGCCCUGCUCCUAAACACCACCAAACAUUUCAGUGUCUCCUUUUUUUUUUUUUUUUUGCGGGGGGGCUCUUCUGGGCCCCUGUUGGAUGUUACUGUGUCACCACCACCUUUCUGUAAAGCUGAAAGCUGAUGUGAUUGAAUAACAGCGCAACACUGUAAGACAUCAUUUCAUGGAAUUCAUUUCUAUAUCACAACACACUCAGAAUUUUUCUUCUAUAAAUCCUAGGAUAUUGUAUCUGUAGCCACAUUGGAGGUGAACUUUAUUAUUAGUUUUGUUUUUUUGUUGGGUUUUUUUUGGAGGGGGGGUGUUU